Molecule: messenger RNA, 3435 nt
Organism: Protopterus annectens (West African lungfish)
Lineage: Eukaryota; Metazoa; Chordata; Ceratodontiformes; Protopteridae
Gene: RPS6KA6
Product: ribosomal protein S6 kinase A6
Exons: 22
Coding region: 208-2421 (737 amino acids)
Biological process (GO): protein phosphorylation
Molecular function (GO): magnesium ion binding; ribosomal protein S6 kinase activity; ATP binding
Source: RefSeq, a predicted model, not a curated record
GAGUGUAUCUGCAGCUUUUCGAUGCUGCACAGGUACAGCAGCGGCCAUAUUGGCAGUGAGAACUGCGUCCACUUAGCGACCGGGAGCCGGAGGGGUGUGGGACAGUUGCUUCUGGUCUCUGGGUUCAGUUUUACUACAGCUUGAGCUUGGUCUCCUCGGAAAGGAGUCGUAGGAAGAGAUGCUCCGGAACGUGAAACACUGAAUGGGAUGUCAUUCGCACAGCUGGAAGAUCUCUGGCACAAAAUGGAGAUGCACAGUGUCACAGAGCUGAAUGGAUAUGAAGCCGAAGAACCUAUGGAAGAAGAACCCUACUCUCACUGUGAUGAAGGAAGUUUCAAGGAGAUUCCUAUCACGCAUCAUGUGAAAGAAGGUUGUGAAAGGGCGGAACCUUCCCAGUUUGAACUACUAAAAGUACUUGGUCAAGGAUCGUUUGGUAAGGUUUUUCUAGUAAGGAAGAUCAUAGGUCCCGACACAGGACAGUUGUAUGCAAUGAAAGUAUUGAAGAAAGCUUCUUUAAAAGUUCGUGACAGAGUGAGGACAAAGAUGGAAAGGGAUAUUCUUGUUGAAGUAAAUCACCCAUUUAUAGUUAAAUUGCACUAUGCCUUUCAGACUGAAGGGAAACUAUAUUUAAUAUUGGAUUUUCUCAGGGGAGGAGAUGUGUUCACACGCUUAUCCAAAGAGGUUAUGUUUACAGAGGAGGAUGUGAAAUUCUACCUCGCAGAACUGGCCCUUGCCUUAGACCAUCUACACAAUCUGGGAAUCGUGUACAGGGACCUGAAGCCAGAAAACAUUUUGCUUGAUGAAGCAGGACAUAUCAAGUUAACAGACUUUGGACUUAGUAAAGAAUCUGUAGACCAGGAAAAGAAGGCAUAUUCAUUUUGCGGUACUGUGGAGUACAUGGCACCAGAAGUCGUUAAUAGGCGAGGCCAUACACAAAGUGCUGACUGGUGGUCAUUUGGAGUUCUUAUGUUCGAAAUGCUCACCGGUACUCUGCCUUUUCAAGGAAAAGAUAGGAAUGAAACAAUGAAUAUGAUACUGAAAGCAAAACUUGGCAUGCCACAAUUUCUUAGUCCUGAAGCACAAAGCCUUCUUAGAAUGUUGUUUAAACGAAACCCUGCAAAUAGAUUAGGAGCGGGCCCAGAUGGAGUUGAAGAAAUCAAAAGGCAUCCGUUCUUUUCAACUAUUGACUGGAAUAAGCUGUACAGAAGAGAAAUUCAGCCUCCUUUUAAACCUGCUUCUGGAAGACCGGAGGACACUUUCUGCUUUGAUCCUGAAUUUACCGCAAAAACACCAAAAGAUUCACCGGGAGUUCCACCAAGUGCAAAUGCUCAUCAGCUAUUCAAAGGAUUCAGCUUUGUUGCAACUACCACCCCAGAUGAAAAUAAAUUAAUUUCUCUCUCAAAUAUUCUUCCUAUUGUACAGCAAAUUCAUGGACCAUCUGCACAGUUCAUGGAAGCAUAUGAACCUAAAGAAGACAUUGGUGUUGGGUCUUAUUCAGUUUGCAAACGAUGCAUUCACCGAGCUACAAACAUGGAGUUUGCUGUAAAGAUAAUUGACAAAAGUAAGAGAGACCCAUCAGAAGAAAUUGAAAUUUUGAUGCGAUAUGGGCAGCAUCCUAAUAUCAUCACAUUGAAAGAUGUAUAUGAUGAUGGCAGGUAUAUUUAUCUGGUGACGGAGCUCAUGAAAGGAGGAGAGUUACUUGACAGGAUUCUACAACAAAAAUACUUUUCAGAACGAGAAGCCAGUGCUGUCCUAUUCACGAUAGCCAAGACAGUUGACUACUUACACCGUCAAGGGGUAGUACAUCGAGAUCUGAAGCCAAGCAAUAUUUUGUACAUGGAUGAUUCUAAUAAUGCAGACUCAAUACGAAUUUGUGAUUUUGGAUUUGCAAAACAGCUGCGUGGGGAAAAUGGCCUCCUUUUAACUCCAUGUUACACUGCUAACUUUGUAGCACCUGAGGUUCUGAUGAGACAAGGUUAUGAUGCAGCAUGUGACAUAUGGAGCUUAGGAGUCCUCUUAUAUACAAUGCUAGCUGGGUACACGCCAUUUGCUAAUGGACCCAAUGACACCCCUGAAGAAAUCUUAUUACGAAUAGGUAGUGGAAAUUUUUCCUUAAGUGGAGGCAACUGGGACACUGUAUCAGAUGAAGCAAAGGACUUGCUCUCUCAUAUGCUGCAUGUGGACCCACAGCAGCGGUACACAGCAGAACAAGUGCUAAAGCAUUCCUGGAUAGCUUGCAGGGACCAGCUGCCACAUUUCCAAUUAAACAGGCAAGAUGCACCACAUCUAGUAAAGGGUGCAAUGGCAGCCACUUAUUCUGCACUAAACCACAAGACCCUUCAGCCUGUUUUGGAGCCAGUUGCUGCAUCAGGUUUAGCCCAGAGAAGAAGCAUGAAAAAGCUUACCUCAACGGACUUGUAGAAGCAUCAGAUUGUCUGCAACCAUGCUGAAGGACAACCAUGCUGAAGGACAACAUGCAUCCCAUAAGGGACUACUUUUUCUUCAGGCUGCCUUACGUGCCAUAGCAGGGUGCAUACGUUUUGCCUCGCUCAAGCAUUGCAGUUGAGGAAGAAGAGAAGCUGCUGUUGAAAAGGUUUCUUUACUUUGGGAUUCUGUUGCCAAGUGGUUAUAGCGUUAAACUUUUUUGAAUUAAAUAUCAGGGCACAUCAGGAAAAGACCAUUAUAAGAAUUUUCUUUACACUGUGACAACUAACCCUUUUGACAUUUCAGACACAACAGCCAAAUGGGUCUUUGUAGUAUAGACUGAUUUGAAUAUUAAAAGGGUUAUCUAGGGACCAUUUUAAGUGACACAGCAAUGUUUAUAUGGCAUGAUACCAGACAAAGUGUUAUCAAUCAGACCACAUUGAUCACGGCUUAUAGCUUACUAGCUUUCAGACGUUUCAUUUUUUUUACUGUUUCCGUUAUUGCAUAUAGGAAUUGGUGGCAAAAAAGAGAAAUGUAACUGUUUGCAUUUAUAAUCCUGUGUUGUAGGUUGGUGGUUAAAAGAAAGGUCACAUAAUGAAUAUGUUAUAGAAGUGGUACAUAAUGUAGAGGCCUCUAAACUUCCUCUUGUGGAGUUCAUAUCCAAGAUAAGCUGCUUUCUUCACACUUGCAUGCAUUUCCAGAGUGCUCACCGUUUAGUUUCUUUGAUGAAGUAUUUUUGCCUGAUUUAAAGUUGAGCCAAACAUCUUUUCAUGCUUGGGACUUUAUAAUUAUUGGUUAUGACAUUCUGAAUCUACUGAAAAGAUACGUUAUAGCAGAGCAUAACAGCAGUAUUUAAUGCUGCUUGUGCCCAUUGUAAAAGUGGUUGUCAAGUUAUAAAGAACUAAUCAGUAAAUUCUACUCCUUUAAUUUUCUUUGGAAUAUCUUCUGUUUGAAGUCUUUGAAGUAAAACCUGUUUCUUUAGUGCAUAUUUUAUAAGUCAAAAUAUUUGCA